GACAUUGUAGCUCGCGCCCCUGAGCCUAAGAAGAAGGGCAAGGGCAAGGGCAAGGGCAAGGGAAAGGGAAAGGGAAAGGGAAAGAAGGGAAAGGGCAAGGGCAAGGGUAAAGCCGCCGCCGGUGGCGCUGCCGCUACUGCUGGUGCCGCCUAA
This is a messenger RNA of Bipolaris maydis ATCC 48331, 153 nucleotides long. Lineage: Eukaryota; Fungi; Ascomycota; Dothideomycetes; Pleosporales; Pleosporaceae. The record is from RefSeq and is a predicted model, not a curated record.